AUGCCUUUGACUGCGGCGGCUGCUCCUCCUGCUGGGGUGGAGCAGGAUGGCCCGUACAUCGGGUUGGAGGAGCUGCCGCCUACCCCCAAGCAGCCGAAGGAGCGCUGGGCGGGCAGGGGCUGGCGCUGGCCUUGGGAGAAGAAGGUCGUCUUGGAAGGAGAUAGGAUCGUUAGGGUUAACGACGAGCGGACGAAUGAGGAAGUCGGGUUUGAGGGGAACUACGUUUCCACCAGCAAGUAUAACGCUAUGACGUUCUUGCCCAAGUUUUUGGCUAGCGAAUUCUCGAAAUACGCAAACUUGUUCUUCCUCUUUACGGCUUGUAUACAGCAGAUACCGGGCGUAUCCCCAACCAACAGGUAUACGACGAUCGUCCCCCUCGGACUUGUACUCCUCGCUUCCGCAUUCAAGGAGAUGGAAGAAGAUCUUAAACGGCACCAGCAGGAUAAUGACCUCAAUUCCCGCAAAGCCAAGGUCCUCCAUGGCACCGCCUUCCGCGACGUGGCGUGGAAAGCGAUCAGAGUGGGUGAUAUCGUCAGGCUGGAAAACGACGAGUUUAUCCCUGCUGACAUGCUCCUCCUGAGCUCGAGUGAGCCAGAGGGGCUAUGUUAUGUCGAGACAAGUAACCUAGACGGAGAGACCAACCUCAAGAUCAAGCAAGCACAUCCCAAGACCGCGCACCUCACUUCCCCCCUCGCAGUAGGGUCGAUCAGCGGGACGCUGCGCUCCGAGCAGCCAAACAACUCUCUCUACACGUACGAAGGCACGCUCUCCAUCUCCUCCACCUCGGGGGAGCUCAUCGUCCCCCUCUCACCUGACCAGCUCCUCCUCCGCGGUGCGCAAAUGCGCAACACCCCCUGGGUGUACGGGCUCGUCGUCUUCGCUGGCCAUGAGACGAAGCUCAUGCGCAACGCGACUGCCGCGCCGAUAAAACGCACCCAGGUGGAGAGACAGGUCAACCUCCAGAUCGUAUUCUUGUUCAUCGUACUCCUCGUACUGAGUAUCGCCAGCACAGUGGGCAGCAGCGUCAGGACCUGGUUCUUCUCCAGCACGCAGUGGUAUCUCUACCUCGCGGCGGACGCCCCAAGCCGGAUAAAGGAGUUCCUGCAAGACAUACUGACAUUCGUGAUCCUCUACAACAACCUCAUCCCCAUCUCCCUCAUCGUCUCCAUGGAAGUGGUCAAGUACUGGCAAGCGCAGCUCAUCAACUCCGACUUGGAUAUAUAUUAUGAGAAGACGGAUACGCCGGCUAUAUGCCGGACGAGCAGCUUGGUAGAGGAGCUCGGGCAGAUAGAGUUCGUCUUCUCCGACAAGACUGGCACACUGACGAGAAACGAGAUGGAGUUCCGCCAGUGCUCCAUCGCGGGCGUCGCCUACUCUGACGUGGUAGAAGAGCACAAACGCGGAGAGCAAGGCCCGAACGGGGAGGUAGAAGGCGGGCAACGGACGUUCGAGGAGAUGCGCACUCGCUGGCGGAACGGUGCUGGGGCAGAGGUGGCUGUCAUCAGGGAGUUUUUGACUCUGUUGGCUGUGUGCCACACGGUUAUCCCCGAGAUGAAGGGGGAGAAACUUGUCUAUCAGGCUAGUAGUCCGGACGAGGCGGCGCUUGUUGCUGGUGCUGAGCAGCUGGGGUACAAGUUCUUCAUGAGGAAACCUCGUUCCGUCUUCGUCGAGAUCGGGAACAAGGCCCGCGAGUUCGAGAUCCUCAAUGUGUGCGAAUUCAACUCCACCAGGAAGCGGAUGAGCGUCGUCGUCCGCGGUCCGGACGGCAAGAUCAGGCUGUACUGUAAAGGCGCGGACACUGUCAUCCUCGAGCGGCUCGCUGCGGACCAACCGUAUACGGAACCGACGCUUAUCCACUUGGAAGACUAUGCGACCGAAGGCCUGCGCACGCUGUGUCUCGCCAUGCGGGAAAUCCCAGAGACGGAAUAUCGUACCUGGGCUGCGAUAUACGAGCAAGCUGCGGCGACAGUCAACGGCCGUGGAGAAGCGCUCGACAAGGCCGCGGAGGCGAUCGAGAAGGACAUGUUCUUCCUCGGCGCUACCGCUGUUGAGGAUAAGCUGCAGGAGGGCGUGCCCGAUACGAUCCAUACGCUGCAGCAGGCUGGCAUCAAAGUUUGGGUCUUGACUGGUGAUAGGCAGGAGACGGCGAUCAAUAUCGGCCUGAGCUGUCGGUUGAUCUCGGAGAAUAUGAACUUGGUCAUCGUCAAUGAGGAAACGGCAAAUGAUACUAAGGCGUUCAUCGAGAAGCGCCUUGCGGCUAUCAAGACCCAGCGAUCUGCUGGAGAAGGAGAAGAGCUAGGACUCGUAAUCGACGGGAAGAGCCUGACCUACGCUUUGGAGAAAGAGAUCUCUCCUGUCUUCCUCGAGCUUGCAAUCAUGUGUAAAGCCGUUAUCUGCUGCCGAGUCUCCCCCCUGCAGAAAGCGCUCGUCGUGAAGCUUGUCAAGAAGAAUAGGAAGAGCAUCCUCCUAGCUAUUGGCGAUGGGGCGAACGAUGUUGCUAUGAUCCAGGCUGCGCAUGUGGGGGUUGGGAUCUCUGGUGUGGAGGGUCUGCAGGCGGCGCGAGCGGCGGAUGUGGCCAUUGCCCAGUUUAGGUUCUUGACUAAGCUCCUGCUUGUACAUGGUGCUUGGAGCUAUCAGCGUUUAUCCAAGCUCAUUCUAUACUCGUUCUAUAAGAACAUCGUCCUCUACAUGACCCAGUUCUGGUACUCUUUCUUCAGCAACUUCUCUGGACAAAUCGCAUACGAAUCUUGGACGCUCUCUUACUAUAACGUCAUCUUCACCUUGCUCCCUCCUUUCGUCAUGGGCAUCUUCGACCAGUUCGUCAGCGCCCGGAUGCUCAUCCGGUACCCGCAAAUGUACCAUCUUGGUCAGGCGAACGCUUUCUUCAGUACGCGCAAUUUCUGGGAAUGGAUGGGGAACGCGUUGUAUCACAGCAUCAUUCUGUUUGGCUUCUCGGUCAUCCUUUUCUGGGGUGAUCUCAAACAAGCAACGGGAUAUGAUUCAGGGCAUUGGUUCUGGGGCACGACCUUGUACCUGGCUGUCUUGCUUACGGUACUCGGGAAGGCAGCGCUGGUAUCAGAUCUGUGGACAAAAUACACCCUCAUGGCCAUUCCGGGCUCGUUCCUCUUCACAAUGAUCGCCCUUCCUAUAUAUUGUUUAGUUGCCCCUCUGGUCAAUUUUUCAGUGGAAUACCGGAACAUUGUUCCCCGACUGUGGACAGAUCCAAUUUUCUAUUUCACGAUCCUCGUACUGCCAUUCAUUUGCCUCGCUAGAGACCUCGCAUGGAAAUACUACAAGCGAACAUACCGUCCUCAACCAUACCAUAUUGCGCAGGAGCUACAAAGGUUCAACAUUCCCGACUACCGACCUCGGCAGGAACAAUUCCAGAAAGCUAUCAAAAAGGUCCGCGCGGUACAACGCAUGCGGAAAUCGCGUGGCUUCGCCUUCAGCCAAACUGAAAACCCGGAUCGACAAGAGCAGGUGCAUCUUGUUCGGGCAUACGACACGUCUCAACAGUUUGAGCGUCCCACCGGAUUGUAA
Dacryopinax primogenitus is the source of this 3540-nucleotide messenger RNA. Its product is annotated as calcium transporting ATPase. Lineage: Eukaryota; Fungi; Basidiomycota; Dacrymycetes; Dacrymycetales; Dacrymycetaceae. The record is from RefSeq and is a predicted model, not a curated record. The transcript has 14 exons. Gene Ontology annotation, cellular component: plasma membrane. Gene Ontology annotation, biological process: phospholipid translocation; endocytic recycling; post-Golgi vesicle-mediated transport. Gene Ontology annotation, molecular function: magnesium ion binding; ATP hydrolysis activity; ATP binding. The coding region runs from base 1 to 3540 and encodes 1179 amino acids.